AUGGCCUCUGUGCCGACGUCUUUCAACGAGGCUAUACGCAAUUUCGAUCAGCGUCGGCUUAGGCAAACAACAGUUCAAGUCCGAACAUCAGACGGCCGUGCCAAAAUAACAGACAGAUAUGACAACCAGCUUUCCACAAUUUCUGGUCGUCACUUUAACGACGACAUUUCCCGCUAUGGAUUCAUUAGCAACCCAUCCCCUGAUCUGCAGGUUGCUCAGGUUUCUACGGACGACUUGACCUUGUGCUUCGGUUCUCAGGAUGUAGCGGGAGACCUCAAUACACUACAACAGCAUGGCAUAACACACAUCAUUAACUUGGUUUCCAGCUAUGUGCCAAACUACUUUCCUAAUUGUUUUGAAUACCUCUCUUUGAAUGUGCGCGACGAUCUGAAUUACAAUCUCCACAGUGCAAUUAAUGCGUGUUUUGACUUUAUCAACAGAAGGGUACUCCCACAGGGCGGAAAAACCUUUAUCCAUUGCAAUGCCGGAGUUUCCCGUGCCCCAUGUAUCGUUAUCGCCUCCCUGAUUCGUAAAUGUGGUCUGUCCUACGAUGACGCUUAUAACCUCGUUGCUAAUGCUCGAAAUAUAUCGCCAAACCUUAAUUUUAAAAUGCAGUUACGCGCCCUCGCAGCAGAGAACCCAUAA
Dibothriocephalus latus is the source of this 645-nucleotide messenger RNA. The record is from the annotation of a GenBank genome assembly. Lineage: Eukaryota; Metazoa; Platyhelminthes; Cestoda; Diphyllobothriidea; Diphyllobothriidae.